Prosopis cineraria is the source of this 2843-nucleotide messenger RNA. RefSeq names its product protein BASIC PENTACYSTEINE4-like. Gene Ontology annotation, biological process: response to ethylene. Gene Ontology annotation, molecular function: sequence-specific DNA binding; DNA-binding transcription factor activity. The transcript has 3 exons. Lineage: Eukaryota; Viridiplantae; Streptophyta; Magnoliopsida; Fabales; Fabaceae. The coding region runs from base 1520 to 2467 and encodes 315 amino acids. The record is from RefSeq and is a predicted model, not a curated record. Gene Ontology annotation, cellular component: nucleus.
GCCGAUCCCCGUCCGUGGGGGAAAGCUGAAAAGUAAAAAGGCUGUGUUGAAUUUGAUGAAUAAGCGAAACGUUUAUACUUUAUAGGACCAAGCGACAAGUCGUUUCUUGCUUGUUCCUGCUAGACAUCAAAUGCAAUCUGCAAAAUCUUCUCCCUCUCCUUCCUCUCACUGUCAAGUUGGAGAAUUGAGCCAUCCCUUUUCGGACUCGAGUCCUGCCGCGCUGCCUACGGUGUAACUGCUUGUGCAGGAGUUUGUUAAUUGCAAAAUUUUCGAGCUACGCAUGUUACAUGGUUUGCUAGGAAUAUACUGCUGUGCAACAGUGCUGGAGAGCUAGGAUAAGGCUUUAGUGAAUGAUUUGAAGCUUUCCCAGAAUCCCAUUACGCCAUAAGUCCAGUGACUAGCACAGAAAUGUGACUACAAAUUCAAAUAUUAUUUGUAUGAUUGUCGUUCAUGUAUAUAUUUUCUUCCCUUAUGCCGAGUGUUUGAGAGUUUAAAACUGAAAACUCAAUUUUCUGGAGUUUGAAUUUUCUGAUAGAAUGCUAAUAUCUAUUGUGGAGAAGUUGAAACUUGGGCCAAAAUCUUGUAUAACCAUGUAUGAAACUUUCAACUCAAUUUAUAAAUGUUUUUAAAAUCCCCAAACUGGGUUUUAUUAUCAUAUAUUGAUAUAUAAGUGGUCACAACUGAAUGGUGAUAGAUAAUUGUAUUGAUUGCAACUCUUUGUCCUCUUGUAAGAAUAGACAACCACGGUAGAGAACUGAAGUUUUGCAGUUUUUCUAAGAAUAUUACUGUAAUCAUCAUUUGCCCGUGUCUUUAGGUUGCUUUUGACUCUUACUCUAGAGUAUUUUCAUAAUAGAGAGUUCAGGUUUUCUAUCACUCACUGGAAUUUAUUAAGAUACGUGGCUAAGGGGGGAAAGUGACCUUUUGCUUUAAAUUAAAAAAUAGGUUAGCUUUAGUAAUCUUGGAUUCUUGGUGAAAGGUCUAAUUUGAAGGUUUCUGCUCUAUUUAUAUUUUACUGGAGUUUUAUUUCUAUAAAAUUUCAUGCCCUUUUUCUUUCUUCUUUUCUCUUUUGUUAUCUUUUUGGUUCAUCCAAGAGAAGAGAGAGCUCUUCAAACUAUGCUUUGUAGUAGCAUUUUAAAUUCAUGAGCUCAAUGAUUUGUUAAAGGAAAUAUUCUUGUCUAACAAAAUUGUAUCAUUAUUUCUGCUUUUAUAUGUAGUACAUGAGGUCAAAUAAAUAACUGCUUUUAUAUUUUUAUAAUGUUGAUAACCUUUGAAAAAUUAUACUAGAAGUCUAGACCGAUGUUUGGGAAUGUUUCACUCUGGCACUACCUAAGGGUUUGGUUGUUAUGCUAGCCUGCUUUACAAGGUUGCGCCUUUCAUCCUCCCCAAAAAUUGUCUAACCAAAUUUGUUGUUGAUUGACUGUACGUCAUGCUGUUGCUGUUCAUAUUUGUUAGCUGUAAAUUUUGAUUUGGACUGCUUGCACGAACUUCUCCAUCUGUGGCUAAAUCCCCUGGAUGCAAGAUGGAUGAUGGCCACCAGCGUGAAAAUGGUAGGCAGAAGGUGGACUACUACAGAGGAGCUCAUUCCCUGUGGAGUAUGGCUCCCCAACAUCAGGUAAAGGAACCGAAUGCCUUGGUUAUGAAUAAGAAGAUUAUGUCUGUUAUUGCUGAGAGAGAAGCGGCAAUUCGAGAACGGAAUGCAGCUUUAUCUGAAAAGAAUGAAGCAUUGGCUGCUCGAGAUGAAGCCCUUCGGCAGAGGGAUGAAGCACUCCUGCAGAGGGAUAGUGCCUUGAUGGAACGGGAUAAUGCUCUUGCUGCCCUACAAAUCCAGGAUAAUGCUACCAACUUCUCAUUGGGUUGUGGCACUCAACGUGGAUCAAAGAGGUUGCACCAUUCCUCCAAUCAUUUCAGUCAAAUGGCAGAAACUGCUUAUAGAACAAAGGACUUGACCACAACUGAUGCUUUCCCAGUAACUAUUGUAGCUUCUGAAGCAGGCAAGUAUGACCAGGCUAAGAGAACAAGGGAUGACAAAACAGAUUCUUCUAAGGUGUCAAAACCGUCAGGCAAAGGUAAAAAAGUGAGUAAGGACUUAAACAGGAGGGCUUCUUCUGAAGUGACAAAAAUCAAAUCUGAGUGGGAUAAACAGGAUGUUGGUUUGAAUUUGAUUCAAUUUGAUGAGAAUACCAUGCCAGCCCCCGUUUGCACAUGUACCGGAGUUCCACGGCAAUGCUACAAAUGGGGGAACGGUGGGUGGCAGUCAUCUUGUUGUACCACCACCUUAUCCAUGUAUCCACUACCACAGCUUCCUAAUAAGCGACAUGCGCGAGUUGGGGGGCGAAAGAUGAGUGGAAGUGUCUUUACAAGACUUCUUAGCAGGGUGGCCGCGCAAGGCCGGGAUUUAUCCAUGCCAUUGGAUCUCAAGGACUACUGGGCAAGACAUGGAACAAAUCGCUAUAUCACGAUCAAGUAACCUGUAAAAUUUCCUUCCACAUGGAGUUUCGUGUUCCAUUUCUAUCUCCUCUUCCUGGCCUUCAAUUGAAAUUGUGUCUUGACACGUACGAUACGAUAUGCUUGAAUGUUUGUUGAAGCAAGGGAAUUUUUCAGUAUAAGGCUGGUCCUCUAGCUUAAUUUUAAAUUACUGGUAUAUGGCUAGACCCAACAUCUAUUCCUAAAUUGUGGAUAUCCGUAAGAUACCCUCUCUGUAAAUGUAGUAGUUUAAAUGGCCAAAACUACGUAGUGUGAGCCUUUUUGCUGCCUUGCCAGUUUGUUAUAAAUUCAUUGCUUAGAAAACACUCGUCUUCCUUUUCUUAGACGUUCUAUCUUUAAUCUUAUGGAUUACUGUCAAA